This is a messenger RNA of Pelodiscus sinensis (Chinese soft-shelled turtle), 1062 nucleotides long. Lineage: Eukaryota; Metazoa; Chordata; Testudines; Trionychidae. The record is from RefSeq and is a predicted model, not a curated record.
AUGUCGGCGCUCAAUUCCACCAGCUCCCACCCCGCCACGUUCGUCCUGGUGGGCAUCCCGGGCCUGGAGCAGGCUCACGGCUGGAUCUCCAUCCCCUUCUGUCUGAUGUAUGUCGUGGCGCUUCUCGGGAACUCCGUCCUCCUCAUCACCAUCCUGACAGAGCCCCGCCUCCACGAGCCCAUGUACAUUUUCCUCGCCAUGUUAACCGUGGCCGACCUGCUGCUCUCCACCUCCACGGUGCCGAAAGCCCUGAGCGUCUUCUGGUCUCUCUCUAAGGAGAUCUCUUUCCAGGCCUGCCUCGCCCAGAUGUUUUUCAUCGACUUCGUCUUUUUUACCGAGUCGGCCCUCCUGCUGGCCAUGGCCUUCGACCGGUACGUGGCCAUCUGCGACCCCCUGCGGUAUGCCACUAUACUGACGCACUCCGUCAUCAGGAAGAUAGCCGUGGCGGCCGUCACCAGGAGCUUUGGCAUCAUGGUCCCCACCUUCUUCCUCCUGACGCGGCUUCACUACUGCGGCCACAACGUUAUGCCUCACACCUACUGCGAGCACAUCGGCGUGGCCAAGCUGGCCUGCGUGGACAUCACCGUCAACGUUUGGUACGGGGUCACGGCCAGCCUCCUGUCAGCAGGGUUAGACGCUGUCUUCAUCGGCGUCUCCUACACCCGCAUCCUCUGCUCUCUCUUUAGCCGGCCGGCCCGAGGCGUCCAGCUCAAGGCCCUGAACACGUGCGGCUCCCACGUGUGCGUCAUCUUGAUGUUUUACACCCCGGCCUUCUUCUCCUGGUUCACCCUGCGGUUUGGCCACGGCAUCCCCCGCAGCACCCUCGUCCUCCUGGCCAACCUCUAUGUCGUCGUCCCCCCCAUGCUCAACCCCAUCGUGUACGGGGUGAGGAGCAAGCAGGUCUGGGAAGGAGCCGCCCGCGCCUUCUCCCAGCUGAGCGGCAAGCCGGGUUGGCGAUGGAGCUGGGGCGAGGGGACGUCGGGUGGACGCAGGGCUGGAACCGGCGGGCUCCGGAUUCCUGGAACGGGUCGUUUCAUGGGAGCGUUCCCCGCCCUGCCCUAA